AUGCACGGCAUUUCUCUGUUUCUAACAUCUUGCCUGGUCACUUCAGGCACCAUCACCGCCGCCCGGGAAAUCAUCUUCCCUCCCGUUGUAGGCCGUGCCGAGACUUUGUAUCCAAGGCCCUACGAUGGCCAAGCUCCGAUCCAGCCACUACAGACAUCACUGUCAUCGCAUGCCGCCCAACCUGACGAGGACGAUGUGUCUCUCGAAACAGACGCGAUCGGAGGAUUGGCCUCCUUCGCGCAUCUCCCCUACGUCCCGUGUUUCUCCUCCCUGGCAGACGACCAGAUUGACCGCUAUGACAUCGCGAUCCUGGGAGCCCCGUUCGACACGGCCACGUCGUAUCGUCCUGGCGCGCGCUUCGGGCCUCAUGGCAUCCGUGACGGAUCACGGCGAAUUCGCGGCUAUCACUCGUGGAAUGUAUAUACUGGCCAGAAUCCAUUCUCGGAGUGGGCUAAGAUCGUCGAUUGUGGAGAUGCACCCCUGACAUUUUUUGAUAAUACUGUGGCCUUGAAGCAACUGGGAAAGGCGCACAAAAUCAUCUCGGGGCGUCAGGCAAGUAACGUGUCUGUUUCGAAAGUUCCUCGCAUCUUAAUGCUGGGUGGCGAUCACACGACGACUCUUGCUGCGCUUCGUUCUACCAUCGAUCAUUGGGGGGUGGUCAAUGUCAUUCAUUUUGACUCUCAUAUCGACACUUGGAAUCCCAAUAGGAUUGGCGGAGGAGUGUCUGAAUAUGCUGCCGUGAACCAUGGUACCUUUCUUCAUAUUGCGCAUGAAGAAGGCCUUAUCUCGAACGACAGCUCUAUCCAUGUGGGCAUCCGCGCACCGUUGUCGUCGCGUCGGUACGACCUCGCAAAUGACGCACAAUGCGGGUUCGAUAUUAUCACAGCGCGAGAUAUCGACGACAUUGGCGUCAAGGGCAUUAUCAAGCGAAUCAAGGAACGGGUUGGUGAUGGAAAAGUCUAUAUCUCGGUUGACAUCGACGUUCUGGAUCCUGCUUUUGCGCCAGCGACAGGGACUGCUGAGCCCGGUGGCUGGACCACGCGCGAACUUCUGUCCAUCAUUGACGGCCUAUCUGGCUUGAAGGUCGUCGGUGCUGACGUGGUUGAGGUGGCUCCUGCGUACGACAACACUGGAGAGACAACAUGCAUUGCCGCCGCGGAGGUGGCAAGAAGUUUGCUCACAUUAAUGGUAGAUGUCCCAGUUGCAGCCCAGGACACGUGA
Molecule: messenger RNA, 1221 nt
Organism: Rasamsonia emersonii CBS 393.64
Lineage: Eukaryota; Fungi; Ascomycota; Eurotiomycetes; Eurotiales; Trichocomaceae
Product: Agmatinase
Exons: 4
Coding region: 1-1221 (406 amino acids)
Molecular function (GO): metal ion binding; agmatinase activity
Source: RefSeq, a predicted model, not a curated record